This is a messenger RNA of Drosophila eugracilis, 696 nucleotides long. Its product is annotated as lysozyme. Bases 142 to 633 code for a protein of 163 amino acids. The record is from RefSeq and is a predicted model, not a curated record. The transcript is spliced from 4 exons. NCBI's taxonomy places the organism in Eukaryota, Metazoa, Arthropoda, Insecta, Diptera, Drosophilidae.
GUCCAAAUCAUAGAAACGGUUGUCCAAAAACGAAACUCACGAAACGCGGUAGGAAGAUAAAGAUACUCGCAGUUCCCCUCAGAAAACCCGUUUCCUGCUGUCGAUAUCGCUGUUGUUCUGCGUUAAUUAGAGCUGCUGAAAAUGAAAACUCUUUGUUUGUGGCUUAUGCUAGUGCUGAUCCUGUUGCAGCUGGGAUUGUGGCAAGUGGAAGCCAAGAAAUAUCAGCGCUGUGAACUCACACGCGUUUUGGUGGAAAACUAUAACUUUGACAAGACUUUCAUCUCCAGCUGGAUCUGCCUGGUGGAGCACGAGAGUUACCUGGACACUACAAAGAUCACGAGAAAGGAAAACGACAGCAAAAACUAUGGUCUCUUCCAGAUCAACAGCCGGGAUUAUUGUACUGAAGGACGAAAAGGAGGGCAGUGCAAUAUGAAAUGCGAAGACUUUUCCAAUGACGAUAUUAGCGACGACAUCGCCUGUGCCAGAAUGAUUCAGGAGCGCGAAGGCUUCAAGUACUGGAAGGGCUGGGAUCGCUUCUGCCGCAAUAUCCAGAAUCUGCCCAAUCUUCGCGUUGCUUGCAACCUGCGCAGCUUGUCUCCUUUGCGAUCACCUCGUGGUUUCCUUCCUGGCUGAACACCCAUUCCAAUGUACUACCACUUGAAAAUCUAACUUUAAAGAUAUAUAUAUAUAAACAUA